AUGCCAUUUGCGGAAGCUCCAUUGCUGGCCCGUGAAUAUUGGCAAGGGAAGCUAAAAGGUCCGGUCAUCUGCUCCGAUCUGGGCUGGUACACAAAAGGCAUUUACCCUGUGUUCUUGAUGCAGUUCAUGUUGAUCUCCCUUUUCUACGUCGUCCUCAGAAUUCUUCUUAGGCCUCUUCGACAACCCCAAUUCGUUUGCAGUGUCCUGGCCGGCUUUCUGGUGAGCCCUUCCGUCUUGGGGAGGACCAAGAUCUUCUCGACGAGUACCUUCCCACACGAAGAACUGCUACUGGUUAGAACCAUAGGUACUCUUGCCUUGACAUACCUUCUAUUCUUAUUGGCGGUGAAAACGGACGUAACUGUCAUCCAGCGGUCGAUGAGAAACGCCUCUAUCAUUGGCUCAUCAACCAUGCUCAUGACCUUCGCCGCCCUCUUGCUCAUGAUCCAAACCUUGAGCCUCCCUGGAAUACGUAAGGGGUUCUUCCACUACAUAUUUGCCGGGAUUGUAUCGCUCACGCGAUUUCCAAAUGUUGUCUACGCUUUCAAUGAGCUCAACAUUAUGACGUCUGAUUUAGGCCAGCUCGCAAUGUCUUCUUCCAUCUUCAGCGAAGUACUUCUAUGGGCGUGGUUGUUCAUAGGCAUAUACCUUCGAUACCCUGCGCAAUUUAUUUGGUCCAUUUUGGCCGCCUUAGGUGUGAUAUUGGGUAUUAUCUUCAUUGUACGACCCCUGAUCAUGUUGAUUAUCCAGAGGACGCCGGAAGGCAAACCGGUGCGUGAAUUUUACAUCAUGUCCAUUUUCAUUGGAUCUUUACUCGUAGGAGUUUUAACCGACAUGAUCGGCUCCAUGCAUUUCGGAAUGCUUCUUUUCGGACUAGUGAUACCGAAUGGACCGCCACUGGGGUCAACCAUAAGUGAGAAGAUCGAGGCGGUCUGCACGGAGGUUUUGAUGCCAAUAUUUUAUGUCUCUAUUGGGUACAACAUGGACCUUGCUUUGAUAGACUUCAAGAUCACCAGAGAGAUUUUCCUUUUAACGCUUGUUUGUGCUCUAACAAGGGUCGUCGGAGCUCUAUCGGCGGCAUUAUUCUGCGAAGUGAGGGUCCGACAUUGUCUCUUGCUUGGCCUCAUGUUGAACAUCAGGGGUCCAUAUGACGUAUAUCUACUCAACCGCUGGUUUAUAAAGAAGGAUAUAGACAAGCAAACUUUUACAAUGGCGAUCUUAUCAGAUAUAGCACUUACAGCAAUCGUGACGCCUUUGAUAGAUCGUUUCUACAACCCCCAUACAAGAUUGAUUGCGUCAAUCCCAAAAUGUACAAGAUCCAUGCAAACAGCCCCAAGGAAUGUAGAAAUGCGGGUUCUCUGUUGCGUUCACAAUGAAGAUAAUGUCCUAGGCAUCAUUUCUCUUCUCGAAGCAUCAAACCCCAUGCCGGAAAGCCCCAUAUGUGCUUUCGUUGUCCACUUGGACGAGCUCAUUGGCCGCACGAUACCGAUCAUGGUCCCUUACGAGAAGCAGAUGACAAGAGUUCGAUCCAAGAGUUCAUCGCACCCUAUAAUGCGUGCGUUUGAGAACUACUCCAACAACUCGAAACGCUUGGUAAGAGUAAAGCCCUACAUGGUGAUUGCGGCGUACAAGAACAUGCACGAGUACAUUUGUCGGCUUGCUCAAGAAGAACAGAUCCCCCUUAUCAUCAUCCCAUUCCAUGGAAGCCGAGACACCUCCAAUGUCAUGGAGCUUGUCGCCUUCCGGAAUCUGAUUCAAAAUGUACGAAUUUACGCUCCGUGCACGGUGGCGACAUUGGUGGACAAGGGCACGCACUGUUACCCAAGUAAAGCAUCGUCAAUCUCAUGUGCGGUUGGCGUGAUAUUCAUCGGUGGGACAGACGACCGUGAGGCGCUAGCAUUGGCUAUUCGGAUGGUCGGACAGCCCAAUGUGGGUGUCGCGGUGCUGCGGUUCAUCUUCCCCAGCGUUGACGGGGACCUCGAUGGAAAGCUGGACCAGAAGCUCAAUGAUGAGCUCAUCGGUGUAUAUAGGGCAAAGCUCCACAUCACUGAAGGUUGUUUGUACCACGAGGUAGCUGUAGAAGAUUCCGACCAAGCCAUGAGUCAUAUUCGAGCUUUGAAGGACAAGUUUGAUCUCAUAAUGGUUGGCCAAACGAGAAGGGCAGGGAGUUUGUUCUCGGACAACACGAUGUUGAAUUGGAGCGAGAAUCCGGAGCUAGGAGUGAUCGGAGACUUCUUGGCAUCAUCGGAUUUCUGCGGCGAGGUGACGUCUGUGCUGGUGAUGAAACAUCACGGUGACCCCAGUUGCUCCCGUCAUAACGCUCCAAACGAACGUGAUAGGGAGUAUCUUCUUAGGAGAACAGUUUGUUGA
Molecule: messenger RNA, 2367 nt
Organism: Eucalyptus grandis
Lineage: Eukaryota; Viridiplantae; Streptophyta; Magnoliopsida; Myrtales; Myrtaceae
Product: cation/H(+) antiporter 15
Exons: 3
Coding region: 1-2367 (788 amino acids)
Biological process (GO): regulation of pH; proton transmembrane transport
Cellular component (GO): membrane; endomembrane system
Molecular function (GO): antiporter activity
Source: RefSeq, a predicted model, not a curated record